AUGGCUCAGCUCGAAAAACAAGCAUCCUCAACUAAUGUUGUGGAUAAACCAGAACAAGUAGCGACUGCUGAGACAAAGACCGAAGCCAAGGCACAGCUCAUCGCUAGCAUCAAAAAGAAGAGCAAAAAAAGCAAAAAGAAUGCAAGAAAGGUCAAGACGGAAUAUGAGCCCCCUAAGGAGCUCGCUGGUAUCCUCGCUACAGAGCAGUUGCAAGAGGCAAUGGACCGCGCCCGGGAGCGUGUCGCGACCAUCAGCCGCCUGUGCAGGGCGCGCAACGAAAAGUUCAAGGAUUCCGAGUUUGACUUCUCAAGCGAUAAGGAUGCAUGUCUUCAUGGUCUCGGGCUGGACGAGAGCGCCCGCUAUGAUACUUCGGGUGUCAUGCGUGUCACAGAGAUCUUUGAUAACCCCGUCCUCUUCAAGGAUGGCGCAAAUGCGUCUGACAUUGCCCAGGGAGUUGUCGGUGACUGUUGGUUCUUGUCAGCCCUAGGAGCCAUUGCGGCUAUUCCUGGUCUCAUUGAGAAGAUCUGCGUUGCUCAUGACGUUCAGGUCGGAGUGUAUGCCUUCAUCUUCUUCAGAGAUGGACUCUGGCAGGAAGUCAUCAUCGAUGACCAAUUGUUUGUUUCUACAGCUUCCUAUGACGAGCUAUCGUUCGAAGAGGCAAAGGUUUAUCACUUCGACCGGGAUCUAUACAACUCUAUUGCUCGAAAGGGUCGCAAGAUACUUUGCUUUGGUCGUGGUCUCACCGAUGAUGAAGUCUGGGUGCCUCUGAUUGAGAAGGCAUAUGCCAAGUUCUAUGGCUCCUACGCUGCCAUUAGCGGUGGCUGGACUAUGGAAGGAAUUGAAGAUUUGACCGGUGGCGUCAGCUAUGCGCGCGAGAUGCACGACGUACUUGAUCUUGACGCACUCUGGAACGAGCUUGUCGAGCAUACGUCUCGAGAGAACAAAAGCAAGACAUACGCGUGUGGCAGCAACCGACCUGAAAACGCAGGAGGCGUAAAACAGGAGAAUUUGAUCUACAACCACGCGUAUGCUGUGCUCAAGGCUGCAGAGUACAACGGAAAGCGCUUUGUCGUAAUCCGUAAUCCAUGGGGCAACAACGAGUGGAAGGGGCGGUGGAGCGACGGAAGCAAAGAAUGGACAAAAGAGUGGCUUCCUGCCCUCGAUGUGCUCGACCACAAGUUUGGAGAUGACGGGCAAUUCGUCCAAGAGUGGAGCGACUUCUUGACCCAUUGGCAGUCGAUCGAUGGUGCUAGGCUAUUCGAUAGCUCAUGGAAGGUUUCAAGUGUAUGGGUUGAGCUGACUGGAAUGACCGCCCUUCACGCCGGAAAAUGGGGCGACGUAUCUUCGACGCCUGCUGUGAUCGUCUUGCAAAAGGUCGACACCCGCUCCUUUAAAGAUAUUGCUGGGCAUCUGCUCUAUGACUUUGACUUUGUGAUUUUCAAGAAGGGCCAGAAGGAUAUUUAUGCCACGUCUUUCCGCAAGGGUAAAUGGAGGCGCAGUCAGAGCACCGAGGUUGACUUUGAGGCCGGUGACUACAUUGUCCAUGUUCGCUUGGAUGCCCUUGCGUACAAAGAAGCCGAUUAUUUGGAACAGCUGCUACCUCAAAUGAACGAACGUAUCCUCGCUCAGACCGUCGCGAGGCGCAAGGCAGCUUACUCUCUGGCACUCAACUACUCUGACCAAAACGCCGACAACAGUAUCCCAGUGACACUGGACAACCUAGCUGGAUAUGACCUGACGGAGAUUGAACUCAAAUGGAUGGAAGAGAAACGGGAGGCCGAUGCAAAGCUCAAGGCGGAAAAGAAGGCUGCUCUCGAGGCGAACGGUGCCACUGAUGAAACCGCUACAACGGCAGGUGACGAAAAGGAGGAGAAAGAAGGCGAGGGCGAGGAAAAUAAGGCCGAAGCAGAACCCACCACCGAUCCCGCAGCGCAUGAUGGAACGACGUGCAAAAUGUGCUCCACCUCGCCAAUCAAUGGUGCCCUUUAUACCUGCAACGACGAAUCGUGUCAAGACUACACCUUGUGCACCGCCUGCUUUGAGAAAAAGGAGCACAAUCAAGCGCACUCUAUGACUGUAAGGACGACACCGACCAAGAUAAUUCACGUUGGGGAGCAAUGCAGCAGCUGCAGCAAAGAGCCGAUCAUCGGAACGCUUUACCGAUGCAUGAAAUCUGACUGCGAUACCAAUGCGUUAUGCUCGGUUUGCUACGACAAGAAGGAACACUCUGCAAAGCAUCCCAUCCUUGUCCAGCCCUUCCCGGAAGAGGCAGAGGAGGAAGAAACGCAAGAAGAAGAAGAAGAAGUACCAGUGCACGAGAAUUUUACAUGUGAUAUGUGCGGAACUUCGCCAAUCGUCGGUCCGAGAUUCCAUUGCAUCGAUGUUUCGUGCCCCGACUUUGACUUGUGUGAAAAGUGCAAUGCGCGUGGUGUCCAUUCACCGACGCACCACAUGAUGCGCUUGAACUCGCCGGAGGAGGCGACCUAUCUCAACGCUAGCUCUUCAGAUGGCUCCGAGCUCGUAUUGGGCCUUCGGGUCUACACCAAGGCUUUUGCACCUGCCACGCUUGCUGCCCAGCUCAAGCACGUGAUGCUGACGGCUUAA
Molecule: messenger RNA, 2604 nt
Organism: Serendipita indica DSM 11827
Lineage: Eukaryota; Fungi; Basidiomycota; Agaricomycetes; Sebacinales; Serendipitaceae
Source: the annotation of a GenBank genome assembly